GAAGUUACUUCCUGGCACUGGCUGGCAGCAUACUCGGCCACUCUCUAAGGCUUUGGAAGAUGUGACAUCAUCGCUGUCCGGAGAAUUUGCAUCUCCGAGCUGCUAUUACGAGAACGCUAUAAGUUGACAUGGGAUCUUCAGCGCGACAGCGAGUCUCUGCGCACCAAGGACAUUGCAAUGGAACGUCGUCGUUUCACAUUCUCAUUCGCGAGCGAGAGUGUGAAAGACGUCCCUCCGCCACAGAUUAUAUUUACGCUUACACCAGUCGAUCUCUCGGACAGCUUGUUUCAUACCGUUCAUCCCAUUGCAUGGAAUGUAUUUGAUUGUAGAUAUGAUACCGUCCAAAUGUAUCAAUGUCAACUAGGACUCGCCGUAUGUACCGUGACGAAGAAUAGCGAUUCAUGCAUCCAGCCUUUAGACAGCAGACUCAUCGAGCGUGGAUAUUUCACCUCUUUGAAAACUACAGGCUCUCAGCCCUUCUGGUGCGGUAUUACCAGAUGGAAUGGAGACGAACCGAACAAUAUCAUAGCAUCCAACGAGUCGAAAACACCCCAGGCGUUUUCGAUCUGUGUGACGCUGCUGAAACAAGGGUCAUAUCAACCAAAAUUAUACCCUGUCGUGAUAUUCAACAAGAUACCCGAUGGAGAGAUCCUUCGAGUUAAUGCAUCACUUCGACUUCAAGCCUAUUACGGUAACGACUUCAGAUGUACGCAGCAACUUCAUAAAUCAGAUGACCUGAAGCUAGUUCUCAACGAGAACGGAAGUGCAUGGGAGGUCCUACUGGAUGACGCCGAUGUGGCGACAUCAUGGAAUAUUCGUAGAAGUUCAAAGGGUAUCACAAUCGAGGAGGCGAAAGUGGAAAACGAGAACAUUCUCGAAAUUCGCAAUGAGUGGGACGAACUCAAAGCACAGAUUGUGGCAUUUCAGCAGGAUAUGGAAAUUUUCCUCAAAUCGAAUUUCACAGACCUCCAAACUCGAGUUGACACAAUUGAGAAGUUGGCCAAAACGAUCGAAGGAGAAUCAAGAAGUAUCGAGCAACGAUUAGGCAAGAACGAUCAAGAGCUGAAUGUCGUACAAUCGUUAAUAACUGAAUUACGAGCGACCGUGACGGAAAUCAUGAGGAGGCUGAAUUCUCCAGGCUCGUUGUUGCCAGAUCGGGAUAAUGGAGGCGAGCUCGACUAUCUGCGCAGGAACCUUGGACGCAUCGAAGACAUGCUGCAGAACGCACAGGCGAUUCCAGAGCUACAACAUUCAGUAACGAUGCUGCGAUACAGCAUUACGCGUGCAUUCAAGGAUAUCGAAUUCAUGAAUGGUACUGUCACGACAGUCGAGGGUGAUAUGCAGCAAGCAGUCUCAGCUGCAGACCAAAGGGUUACGUGGAUGAGACACCGUGUUGAUAGCAUCAAUCGCGAGAUGCAGGAACAGGAAAGGAAGAUAUGGGACUUGGAGAAGGGAUCAGAAAGAACGAAUAGGCGACUGCAGCAUGUGGACCAGCGUGUGGGGGACUUCAUGGCGGCCAAGGGUGACGAAGAGUAAACCUAACCUGCCUUGACUUCUGUCACUCGCAAACUUUGAGUCACGGAACUGCAGGGUGCGACUCCGCAUCGUCGCAAUGCUUAAGGGUUUGGAUACGGAAGGGGGGAGGGUAGACUCAAGUGCGGUUUUUCGGCGUCGCCGAAUGUGGUAGAUUGAAUUUUGGAUAUUGCGCAACGAAGUCAAGAAAGGCGAGGGCAUGUGCCAAGAUGUGAAACCGGUGACCUAAUCGUAUGUGGGAUGGCCGGAUCAGUUGGACAGGCCAUACUUACUGUAGACAGGGAGAAACACCGUAAUGAACGGUUCAUACUAGUGGCCCCUCGCAUAGACUGAGCUUAAAGAUGUUCAAGACGAGUCAUGCAUAGUUCAGGUAUUAGUAGCGCAAGAUGCUAGUUGAUCAU
Molecule: messenger RNA, 1934 nt
Organism: Somion occarium
Lineage: Eukaryota; Fungi; Basidiomycota; Agaricomycetes; Polyporales; Cerrenaceae
Source: the annotation of a GenBank genome assembly